Messenger RNA from Globicephala melas (long-finned pilot whale), 1818 nucleotides. The record is from RefSeq and is a predicted model, not a curated record. NCBI's taxonomy places the organism in Eukaryota, Metazoa, Chordata, Mammalia, Artiodactyla, Delphinidae.
AUGGGGCCCGCGCUCCUGGACUGUGACGUGCAGGCCGGGUGGCAAGUGGGCGCUGAGGCUGCAGCUUGCGGCUUCCUGGCUCCUGGAGGUCAUGGCCCGGCGUCUCAGGGGCUCCCAUCCCCUCCAGGUUCUGAUACCCAGUUUGCAAUUACAUUGAACAACAAGGAUGCCCUCACUGGAGAUGAAGAGACCUUGGCUUCAUAUGGGAUUGUUUCUGGGGACUUGAUAUGUUUGAUUCUUGAAGAUGCCUUUGCAGCACCUAACUUACCUUCAUCCACAGAUCCAGAGCAUUCCUCGCUCCAGAAUAAUGACCAGCCCUCUUUGGCCGCCAGCUCCAGUCAGUCCAGCAGGCAGGAUGAACAACUGCGUGAUUCAUUCCAAGGACAGGCAGCCCAAUCUGAUGUCUGGAAUGAUGGCAGUGGGUCAGGGCCUAGUCACAAUUUUGAAGCUGAGUCAAUUCCAGAUGUUGUGGUUAUGGAAGAGGGCACAGGUUUCUAUCCCUCAGAACCAAUGCUCUGCAGUGAAUCGGUGGAAGGGCAAGUGCCACGUUCAUCAGAGACCCUGUAGCAGCCAGCUGACUGUUCUAACCCCAGGGACCCGAUAGUAUCCAUACAUUUCCUCGUGUUAGAGUCGGGUUACAUACCUCAGCAGACUGAAGCCAAAGCUGUGUCCAUGCUGGAGAACUGGAUCGGGGGCGUGUAUAAGCUGCAGUACACACAUCCUCUCUGCGAGGGUGGCUCUGCUGCUGUCACCUGUGUGCCUUUGGGAAACCUCAUCGUCAUAAAUGCUACACUAAAAAUCAACAAUGAGAUUAGAAGUGUGAAAAGACUGCAGCUGCUGCCAGAAUCUUUUAUUUGCAAAGAGGAAUCAGGGGAAAAUGUAGCCAAGACAUACGAAGAUCUUCAGAAGCUCUCUCGCCUCUUCAAGGACCAGCUGGUGUAUCCUCUUCUGGCUUUUACCCGACAAGCACUGAACCUAACAGAUGUAUUUGGGUUGGUAGUCCUCCCAUUGGAGCUGAAACUGCAGAUCUUCCGACUUUUGGUUGUUCGUUCUGUCCUGUCUUUGUCUGCAGUUUGUCAUGACCUCUAUAUUGCUUCAAAUGACCAACUUCUGUGGAGGUGUUUAUAUCUGCGGGAUUUUCGAGAUGGUACUGUCAGAGGUCGAGACACAGAUUGGAAAGAACUGUACAAGAAGAGGCACAAACAAAGAAAAGAAGCUCAGAGAGGGCGGCAUGUGAUGUUCCUGCCAUCGUCACCCCACCCCAUUCCAUUCUACCCCAACCCCUUGCACCCCAGGCCUUUUCCUCCCAGUUCUCUCCUUCCUCCAGGAAUUAUUGGUGGUGAAUAUGAUGAAAGACUAACCCUUCCUUAUGUUGGGGAUCCAAUGAAUUCACUCAUCCCUGAGCCUGGGGAGAUACCCAGACACUUCCCUCCGCUCAGACCAUGUUUUGACCCAAUCGGCCCCUUUCCAGGACCUAACCCCAUCUUGCCAGGGCGAGGUGGCCCCAAUGACAGAUUUCCCUUAAGACCUAGCAGGGGUCGGCCAACUGACAGCCGGCUACCAUUCAUGUGACUGGUUUGUAAUCUCACUCUGGAGCUUGUUUUGUUUUUGUUUUUUUUUUUAAACUAUAGACGUUAUCUUGUUGGGGUGCUAUCUCUAGUGUUUUCUGAUUGUGGUGGUGAGAAAUGCACUCACAGAAGCCUUUUGGUAGGUAUAUUUAAAGCUCCAGGGGUGGUAUGGCCCAAAGGUUACUGCAUGACAGGGUUGGCCUUGGGAAUAGUUGGUUCCUGACAUCCCCUCUCUGAAUUACCCUCUAGA